Pocillopora meandrina is the source of this 4775-nucleotide messenger RNA. The record is from the annotation of a GenBank genome assembly. Lineage: Eukaryota; Metazoa; Cnidaria; Anthozoa; Scleractinia; Pocilloporidae.
AUGGAAGCGGUCCGCGCAGGCGAAAUAAGACGAGUAUUUCGGUCUAAAUGUGAAAUCCAAGUAAGUUAUUUUGGCAAAGUCAAAAGGAGUCUUAUCGCGGGCUUCGACCGCGCCUAUUGGCCCGAGAUCAGCCAAAGAAAUUGAUGCACCGUGACUCUUUCAUUUUACAUCUGUUUCAUUUUACAUCUGUUUCUCACUUCAGCUCAAAAUGCCAGCAAAUCAAGCGACUCGUAGCAAGCUAGAAGCCGUCUUAGCCCGACUGGAAUUAGUGGCCGAUAAACUUGGCCUAGCUGAGUGUUCGAUUAAAAAAGGAGGAACUGAAGCGGACAUACAGGCUUUAGUGGAGCGUCUCGAAAACGUGGCAGGAAAACUCGAACAGCUAAAAUCUGGAGCGAGCGGCGAAGGUGACUAAGGGGAAAGAGCUUUCAAUUAUUUUCUUAAAAGAAAAAUAAAACAACCGAGUUUUUACUGAACUUAUUCCUCCGUUCGGCAGGAUCUGGAAAGAUUGUUGAGUUCUACGAUGAGGUAAAGCGAAUAUGGAUGUUAUUUUCUUUCAUCGUCUGUUUACAGGCUUCUAUGAUUAAUUUUCUCACGCAACGAUAUUUAUUUAAUUUUAUUACUACCUCUCGUAUAGUUUCUCAAGGGGAAGAUACAGGUCUUUUUCAAAUUAUCAAAUGAAAUAGGAGGCGAUUUGAAAGCACAGGUAAGAGUGGAUAUUUAAUUUUUCAGAACAUGGUUGCGUGACUAAGAUACGUACUAAACUCGUGUCGAUUUCAUUUUUAGGUGGAUCUAGCCAAAAACACUUUUCAAGCACUGAGGGAUUUUCUGAUGAAAGCUUCUCAAACAAAAAUACCUUCUAGAGUAAGGGAAUCCUUUUAAAAUUAACUGAAAUUUAAACAUUUAAACGAACUUGAAAAGAAAAACAGCGCACAGAUUUGCGUGGCAUGGAUCGGUGAUAUGAUAAUUUACAUUUCAGCUUUGAGAAUGGACAGUGCUUCUUGCGGUCACGAUAUGUCACGCAAAAUACAUGAGAAGGGCAACGACAAAAUUUUUAAGAGUUUUUUCAAGCUGUAACGUAGAAAGUCAAUAUUACCUCAAAUGACUGACAUCGAUUUGAUUCUGUAUCGACCUCUCGCCCGGUGGCUUUGCUGUCCUCCCCUUCUCUGUCAGGUGUGGAGCGAUGAAGAAGGCAGCCUACGAUCUAAAACGGGUAGAAGACGAUUGGAGGAUAAAGAAAAACUAGUAUUAAAAAUUAAUUCAGCCUCAGAUUGGACCAAAAAGGAAUUUCAACUAAAAAUGUUAAAACAAUUUAAUUCUCAGAGUCAGAAUUAUAAAAGAUGUAUGACAGACAGUGUUAAGAAUUGAUCGUUCGAUCUUGGCAGUAAGAGAAUUUUACACAUAUAUUUGUAUAUUUUACUUUGCAAAUGUAUUUGCUAAUAUUUUCCUUAGAAUAUUAUUAAUUUUCCUUUAAUGACACGUGAAUAAGUAUCUUGAAUAGUUUGCUUAUUUUUAUUUCAGAAUGAACUUGCCUCCAUGGUUAAACCCAUUGCUCAGUGUAGAGAGGAAGUGGAGGUAUUUUUUUAAUCAUUUACGCGUUCAUUUUCCUGUUUUAUUUCCCUGGACGUUGCUUGCAAUUUCCUUGGUUCAUUUCUGAAUCAGGGUGUCGGCUGAGAUAUGUCCGUCUUACCUCCCCUCCCCCCCCUCCCCCACGCAAUUUCGUGCGAAAGUCCCUGAAAAUAAACCUCCGUUCGUUCCCAGAGCCCGGCUGACCUCUUUGUCUUGCCUUUUUUUAUCGCACAGACGAUCUAACAAAAAUUCAACUACUUCCGUAUUCGAAACAGGAGUAUGUCUUUUAAAGAGAACGUUUCAAGUUUUAAAAAAGUGAACCCAGGCUAGUUUAAAAAGUUGGUCAUAGGAGUACAAGACCAGCUCAGGAGACGUCUCUCAUGCAAAGGUCUACGAGUCCGGCCAGGAUCAAACCUCAUAGAGCAAAAUAAUCCGAUUGUAUUGGUUUUGCUUCACUCUGCUUGUGAUUGGUCGCGCCACUCCCUCAACUAAUCAGAUGCAAACCUAAACCAAUCACGACUUGGUCGCCCGCGUUUUCCCGCGCUUUGGAAGUGUGGUUGUUUUACAUUGAGUUCUCAUUGUCAUUUAAGGAUAUCUUCCUUUUUUCUGAUUUGUUGUUGUGAUAACUUUGGUUUUGGUUUUACGACACUCGAUCGAAAAGCGCUCUAGAUGUUCAACUGAUAGGCUUUGUAUACGACACUCGAUCGAAAAGCUCUCUAGAUGUUCAACUGAAAGGCUUUACUUCUUCCAGGCUUUCCGUGACCGUAACCGUUCCAGCAAGCAGUUCAAUCAUCUGUCAGCGGUCAGUGAGGGAAUGGAUGCACUGUUAUGGGUUGGAGCGGUAAGACUAUGUUUACGUAUGUCUACAGCGUUUUGAUGUAGCGCUUUUUGUUGAACAGUUACUGCGUGGAGGAUGCAAAUAAAGAGCCGUCAAGAUGUUGCCCAGAUAGGGAACUGAAAGAAUAUGAGAGACAGUGCGCCUUUUGAUACAAAUCUACUUUUUUUUACUCUCAAAGCCCGGAAAGCCAGAUAUUUUUGUGAGGGACAGAAAAGAUGGAGCAGUUUUCUACACAAACCGAGUUUUGAAGGACUUCAAACAGUAUGUAUCGUAAAAAUUGAAAUUAGUCAGGAAGUUAUUUAGAGGACAAAUUGAAGAUAGACUCCAAAAUUAAGUGAUCGUUUUUGUUUACAGAAAUCCAUUGCACACUGAAUGGGCUCACAGUUUCAUCGGCGCUUUGAUUGAACUACAACAGUACUGCAAAGAGUUCCAUCCGAUGGGUGUCACGUGGGCUUCUUGAAAAGAGAAAGGAAAAUGCAUAUACUUUUAAUGGCCGCCAGUUAAUCUAAGAGAGACUGGGUAAUGCACAAAAGAUAGAAGCUCACUGGCGACUAAAAACAGGAGGAUAAACCUCGAAUGAUAAAAAUGAAUGAAAAAUAGCAAAAAAAUUUAAUGGUAUUUCUUGUUCUGUUUCGUUUUGCCUAAAAAAAAGAGUUUGUCGUUUAGCAAAUACGAAUAAGUGUCACCUGCAACCACCGUGCCCAAUUCCCCCUUCUCGUCUGGACAUAUAGAGCUGCUUAGACCAAAGAAGCAGUGGUCACAUCAAGGAACUUGGGUAGUUUUUCUUUUCUAGUCUGUGAAUUUUUGCGGUAAAAUUUUGAGACAACGGUAAGUCAGCCCAACUUGGAUUGGGCGGAGCUAGGAGCCUAUUUUAGGCGGAGUUGUGUUUUUGGUGAAGGAAAAAGCCAGCACUACACCAAGCUUGUCUCGCAUAAAAAUAUGAAUGAGUGAUUGGCGUAUAUUUUAAAUGGGCCACUGACCUCAACUUCACCUCAGUAUAUUAGAUAUUGUGAUUAUUCUAAUAAACUGCGUUAAAAAAUUGGCGAUGGUUGCUAAAAACCCUCGCGUUUCCACAUUUUUAACAAUCCCCGUCAACUCUAAUACCUAGCGUUCCACAGAAACUGGGACGAGCGAUUACCAUGACGUCAUCAGAGGAACAGAUUUGCGAUGUGAUUAACUGCUCUCAAUGAAAAUUGACGUGACACAGUUUUUCCUCCGUGUCGCUUUCAACAUGAAUAUAAUUUGAUCGCCUUGAUGUUUGUUGUUCCCACAGAGAUUAUUUCAUGGUACUAAACAGCCUAUUUGAUCAUUUAAUGAAAAUGGCUAAAGUUAUUGUAAUAGUUUUAGACUCCAGAGUUAACCUGUUGUAUCUUAAUCAAAAUAGCAAAGGAAGACAUUGUUAAAUUGAGUAAUAUGUGUUUGGUGUAAAUCCUUCACAUUCCUAACAUUAGUAUGAAUAUUCUCCAAUCUCCAAACUGUUCUCUAUACAUUUCCUUUGGUACUGACAAGGAGAAUUUGUUUAACAAUCAAGGGCUUAUUUAGCUGUAGAUAAUUUCCUUUACUCUCAAAAUCCAAAGGCGGUACUCAAAUGAAAAAUUAGACGCUAGUUACUUUUGGGGAUUAAAUGUUAAUUACAGUUGAUAGCUAACACUACCUCAGGCUCUGAUGAGAAUUUUUUUAAAGUAAAGUUUUUGGGGACUAGUGUCCCUAAUUAAGUAAAAAUUCAACCAUUGAGUGUAUGUGAUGUUAAUCAGCUGUUGCUUUAGUGAAGCGAAUUUCAUUCUUAUGAAAUUCUACAGUUGGACAGUAAGGUGUGGAAAUAUUUCAAGACUCAGUCUUUCUCAUUAAUAACCCUUGGAAUGCAAAAAAUUCAAAUUGGCCAUACUUGACAACACAAUAAAAUCUCGGUCACAAGCCCUUAGAUUAACUCUUCAACUCCCAAAAUCUGAUUGUUAAUUCUCCCCUCUAGCUGCUACACAUUUCCCUGUAAAUAAGUAAUGAGAAUUUAGUGAUAUAUCAAGCUAACAACUUCUACCUGAUAAGUCUGAGUAUUCUCAUGACCUGUUUGCAGGAUAAUGUAUGGGUAUUAUAGGGAGAAGUUCCAUGUUAAUCACUUCUGGGAGUUAAAGGGUUAAAUGAUAUGGUACAGAGUUUUUUUUCAGUUUAUGAUCAUGGAAGGAAGAGAGUUGGGAUAUUUACAUGAUAUGUGUUUAGGAGACAUUGGUACCAUCAGUCUCUUGUUUAGUUUUUGGAACUUUCUUAUUUCAAAUAUGCUUUCUUCAUUACAAAUGAAAAUUUAUAAUAGAAAGCUUACUGAUACUCACAAAAGAAGUUGCAUAAAAAUCCUGAUUAAACAGCUUAUGUAACAGGC